AUGGCCGAAGCCAAUUCAUCUCAGAGAUCAGGCAAGCCUCGGCGCAGCACCUCCAGGUCAUCCCAACUGGGUGUACGUAUUUUAGCUUCCGGUGGGACGGCGAGAACAAUUCGUGAGGCGAGUUUUCCUGUCGACGACAUAUCUGCCAUAACGAAAGCGCCGGAGAUCUUGGGGGGCAGAGUAAAGACGCUACAUCCAGGCGUGCACGGAGGCCUGCUCGCGCGAGACAUUGCAUCAGAUGAGCGAGAUCUAGCCGAGCAGAAUAUCCAGAAGAUUGACUUCUGCAUCUGUAAUCUGUAUCCAUUCGAAGAAGCGGCAGCUAAGAACAAUGUUACAAUCGACGAGGCUGUUGAAGAGAUAGACAUCGGAGGCGUCACUCUCCUAAGAGCGGCCGCCAAAAAUCACGCGAGGGUCACCGUCGUGGUAUCACCACAUCAGUAUCACGACUUCCUCUCGGAGCUCGAAAGCAAGGGAGAGAUAUCGCAGACGACUCGCGAGAAAUAUGCAUUGAAGGCUUUCGAGCACACAGCAGCAUACGACAAAGCCAUCUCAGACUUCUUCCGUCGGAAGUAUGCCUGUUCCGGCGAUGGCAUGCAACACCUCUCUCUGCGAUAUGGCACCAACCCACACCAAAAGCCAGCAUCAGCCUUUACCCGUGGCGAGCCGUUACCUUUCAAGGUGCUGAGCGGAGCGGCCGGCUACAUCAAUCUCCUUGACGCACUUAAUGCAUGGGGACUUGUCAAAGAACUCCGCGCUGCGCUUGACGUUCCCGCCGCCGCCUCUUUCAAGCACGUCUCUCCCGCUGGUGCGGCUAUCGGUGUACCCCUACACGAUGCCGAACGCAAGGUGUAUAUGGUGGAUGACAUCGAGGGACUGGAGAAUUCCGCUCUGGCCCAAGCAUACGCACGGGCGAGGGGUGCUGAUCGCAUGUCCUCUUUUGGUGACAUGAUCGCCUUAUCUGACGUCUGCGACGUGCCGACUGCGAAGAUCAUUUCUCGGGAAGUAUCCGACGGCAUUAUCGCCCCCGGAUAUGAUUCAGAGGCGCUUGAGAUCCUCCGCAAGAAGAAGGCGGGCCGCUACCUGGUCAUCCAAAUGGACCCGGAGCAUGAGCCAGCAGCCCUGCAAGAAGUCCGGACAGUCCGUGGCAUUUCGAUGAGCCAGCACAGGAACGAUGCAAGGAUUUCGCCAAAGGACACAUUCAACGCCAUCAUGACCCAGAAGGAGAAGUACAAGGACGGACAGGCGCUGCCGGAGAGCGCGAUGCGCGAUCUGACAGUUGCGACGAUUGCACUGAAAUACACGCAGAGCAAUUCCGUCUGCUAUGCGCUGAAUGGGCAGGUCAUAGGGCUCGGCGCUGGACAGCAAAGUCGUAUACAUUGCACAAGGCUGGCGGGCGACAAGGCGGACAAUUGGUGGAUGCGGUUCCACGAGCGAUCACUCAACCUGAAGUGGAAGAAAGGGACAAAACGGCCAGAGAAGAGCAACGCCAUAGAUCUUCUAUGCAGCGGACUAGUUCCCGAAGAAGGCAUCGAGCGCGAGGACUGGGAAAAGAAUUUUGAAGAGGUUCCGAGAGUUUUCUCACAGGAGGAGAGGAGAGAAUGGUUGAAGCAGCUCAAGGACGUCGCAGUAUCGUCUGAUGCUUUCUUCCCCUUCAUUGACAACGUCUUCCGAGCUGCUCGCUCUGGCGCUACUUAUGUAGCCGCACCUACAGGCAGCCAGAAUGAUCAAGCUGUGUUCGAGACGGCGGAGAAGCUGGGGAUCACUUUCGUCGAGCAGUAUGUCCGACUGUUCCACCACUGA
Messenger RNA from Coniosporium apollinis CBS 100218, 1800 nucleotides. RefSeq names its product bifunctional purine biosynthesis protein ADE17. Gene Ontology annotation, molecular function: IMP cyclohydrolase activity; phosphoribosylaminoimidazolecarboxamide formyltransferase activity. NCBI's taxonomy places the organism in Eukaryota, Fungi, Ascomycota, Dothideomycetes. Gene Ontology annotation, biological process: 'de novo' IMP biosynthetic process. The coding region runs from base 1 to 1800 and encodes 599 amino acids. Gene Ontology annotation, cellular component: cytosol. The record is from RefSeq and is a predicted model, not a curated record. The transcript has 5 exons.